AAGAAAAAAUCAAGUUCCAAUAAGUCCUGCCUUUCUCAUCUCUGUGUCAAAGUCUCUCGUCUCUCUGGUUCUGCAACGCCAGAAAAAGGAGAAAACAGCCCAACAGAAGUCAGUAGCGUCAGCCGCCUACCACCAUCAUCCUCUCUUUUUCUACCUUUCAAUCUGAUCAACCAAAGUACCAACAGAAAGGAAUAAAAAACCCCACAGACACAACGAAUUGCUUCCAACAACACCACUUCCCACAGCCCAAAAAGCAAAAACCAUAAAAAGGAAGAGAGAGAGAUAGAGGGAGGAAAAGUAAAGAAGGGAGGUGAAAGAGUGAAAGGGAUACCAUCCGUGUCUUUAUUGCUACUAUUUUCUUGGGUUUUUUUUUUUCUUUCUUUUUGUUGGCUUCGUUCGUUGAUUUUUCUUGGAGUUGUUAAUUGUCCAGCAAAAACGCCUUCCCCUCUCCUCCUCUGCGUUUAUUUAUUCCUCCUCCUCCCCCCUCUCUUUCUCUCUCUCUCUCUCUCUCAGACUCUCAGCGGUCUCCUUUUCCCUCCGUCCCUUCCUCUUCUCUACCUCUUUCUCGGAAGGUCCACAAACGGACACCUACCCCCUUCUCCUUCUCUCUCUGUAUCUCUUUCUGAAGGAAGAAUAUGUUACAGAAGCUGCAGCAAAAGUCGUCGUACAAGGAGACGCUCAAGGCAUUGGAGGCAGAUAUUCAACAUGCCAAUACCCUACAAUUACAGCCCGUGAUCUCUUUACAUUGGAAGCGUAACCUCGGAAGCACACCAUCAAGAAUUGGGCGGCUUCUAUUCCCGGAGGUUUUGAUGGUGCUUGCCUUCAGAUGAGAUUAUCUUACAGUCCCAUAGCACCUAUUGUUCUUUUCCUCAUUGAGUGGAUGGAUUUUAGUUUCUCAAGCUGCUUAGGCUUGCUUCACAUUCUAAUUUAUAAGGUGUAUGUUGAUGGAAGGACGACCAUUUCUGCCGAAGAAAGGAAAGCUAGCCUUAAGGAAUUCUAUGCGGUUAUCUACCCUUCUCUACAGCAACUGGAAGCUGAUUAUAUGGAGUUGGAAGACAAUAAGCAGAGAGCCAGGUGCAAAGAACGGUUAACCCGGAAGAGGAUUGAAGAGCGGAGAAAGCUGUCAGAUUUGGACUUGGAAAGAGAAGAUGAAUGUGGGAUUUGCAUGGAAACUUGCGGCAAAGUUGUCCUCCCAAAUUGUGGACAUGCAAUGUGCAUCAAAUGCUUCCGUGACUGGAACACGAGGUCCAAGUCCUGCCCAUUUUGCAGAGACAGCCUGAAGAGAGUGAACUCAAGAGAUCUCUGGGUUCUAACCAGCAGCUCUGAAGUCAUUGAUACCACAAAGCUGGCCAAGGAAAACUUAAGGCAAUUGUAUGUCUAUAUUCAGAGCCUUCCUCUCAUCAUGCCUGAGAGCCUCUUCUUUGUCUAUGAUUAUACCAUAUGAUAUGUACAGGGAUGCCUACAGGGUGGAUCCCAUUGUUUAGAUGAGGGUAAGAUGGUGUACAGUGCGAAAAGAAUUGCCGACCACCACCUGUAAAUAGAGUCUGGCAUGAGAUGAUCAUGCAGCCUUUGCAUCAUCCCAUCAUAUCUUCUUUUCUUUUCAUUUUUCUCCUAUUGAUGAUAAAGCUGGGGGUAACCAUACCUGAUUCUAACCGGAAACCCCUUAGUUGUCAUAAUGCAACCUUAUCAUCCAGCUGUGCCAUUUGGCUCCCGUCCUUGGAGUGUCUCUUGUCACUGCUUGGAGAAAUGAAAUGGUGCAUUUUACUUGGCUGAAGAUUGAACCUCUGAUCUUUCUUGAGAUCAUUUCAUCUUUUGUGCAGAGAAGGCUUCAUCUUCACUAUUUGCAGCUAACAUGAGAAACUCAUAAACUUACAACAGAUUGUUGUUUGUAAGCAGUCCUUUAUCUGGAAAGGCUUGAAUAAGUUCAACUGUUA
Messenger RNA from Nymphaea colorata (pocket water lily), 1934 nucleotides. Its product is annotated as E3 ubiquitin-protein ligase AIRP2-like. Gene Ontology annotation, biological process: protein ubiquitination. The coding region runs from base 827 to 1444 and encodes 205 amino acids. The transcript has 6 exons. The record is from RefSeq and is a predicted model, not a curated record. NCBI's taxonomy places the organism in Eukaryota, Viridiplantae, Streptophyta, Magnoliopsida, Nymphaeales, Nymphaeaceae. Gene Ontology annotation, molecular function: ubiquitin protein ligase activity.